Molecule: messenger RNA, 5967 nt
Organism: Closterium sp. Naga37s-1
Lineage: Eukaryota; Viridiplantae; Streptophyta; Zygnematophyceae; Desmidiales; Closteriaceae
Source: the annotation of a GenBank genome assembly
AUGAGGAAAAAGGUGGACGCGAGAAUUCGAACCCUCGUCGAGAAUGGUGUCAAGUCACGGCAACGGUCCAUGUUCGUGAUCGUGGGGGACAAGGGACGCGAGCAGGUGGUGAAUCUCCACUACAUGCUCUCCAAGGCCGUGGUCAAGGCGAGGCCCAACGUGCUCUGGUGCUACAAGAACGACCUCUUUCUCAGCAGCAACCGCAAGAAGCGGAUGAGGCAGAUGAAGAAGAUGAUGCAGAGGGGGCUGCUGGACCCCGAGAAGGAGGACCCCUUUGCCCUCUUCAUGGCAUCUACUGCCAUCCGCUACUGCUACUAUGCUGAGACGCACAAGAUUCUCGGAAACACAUUCGGCAUGUGCGUCUUGCAGGAUUUUGAGGCGCUGACACCCAACCUGCUGGCGCGCACGAUAGAGACAGUGGAGGGCGGGGGCAUCAUCGUGCUGCUGCUCUCCUCCCUCACCUCCCUCUCCCGCCUCUUCGCCCUCGCCAUGGACGUGCACGCACGGUACCGCACGGAGUCACACGGGGACGUGGUGGGGCGAUUCAACGAGCGCUUCAUCCUCUCCCUCGCCUCCUGCCCCACGUGCUGUGUGAUGGACGAUGAGCUCAACAUUCUGCCUCUCUCCUCCCACAUGAGGCACCUCCAACCUUCGGCCCUUACCGAGGGCGAGGCAGUGGAGUCAGAGUCAGACAGGGAGUUGAAGGAGCUCAAGGAGUCGCUAGCCGACACUCAGCCCGUGGGGGCGCUGGUGGCAACGUGUCGAACGUUGGACCAAGCUAAGGCGGUGGUGACGUUUCUUGAUGCCGUCUCCGAGAAGACUCUGAGAUCGACGGUUGCGAUCACUGCUGCUAGAGGCCGGGGGAAGUCAGCCGCGCUAGGAGUGGCUGUGGCUGGUGCUGUGGCUCUCGGCUACUCCAACAUAUUUGUGACGGCGCCGAGUCCGGAGAAUCUGAAGACGCUGUUUGAGUUUGUGUUCAAGGGCUUUGAUGCCAUCGGGUACAAAGAGCACAUCGACUACGAGCUGGUGGAGAGCACCAACCCCGCCUUCAACCGCGCCAUCGUGCGAGUGAACGUGUUUCACCAGCACCGCCAGACCAUCCAGUACGUGAUGCCACAGCACGCGGAGCGAGUGCAGCAGGCAGAGCUGCUCGUGAUCGACGAGGCAGCAGCCAUCCCCCUGCCCAUGGUCAAGGCGCUGCUGGGGCCCUACUUGGUGUUUAUGGGCUCCACUGUGAACGGUUACGAAGGCACGGGGCGGUCCCUCUCCCUGAAGCUCAUUCAGCAACUCAGGGAGCAAUCCAAAGGAGCCGCCGCUGCUGGUGCUGCUGGUGCUGCUGCAACCGCUGAUGGUGCUGGUGGCAGUGGUGGCGGGGGAGGAGUGUCGGUGCGGGUUCUGAGGGAGGUGGAGCUACAGGAGCCGAUCCGGUAUGCGGAUGGGGACCCUGUGGAGAAAUGGUUGAACCACCUGCUGUGCCUCGAUGCCACCUCCCAUGUACCCAAGCUGCAGGCGCGCAUGCCGCACCCAGACGAGUGUGAGCUGUUCUACGUCAACCGCGACACGCUCUUCUCCUUCCACUCCGCCUCAGAGCUCUUCCUCCAGAGAAUGAUGGCACUAUAUGUGUCCUCUCACUAUAAGAACACGCCCAACGACCUGCAGCUCAUGUCAGACGCACCAGCCCACCACCUGUUCGUGCUCCUCGGUCCUGUGGACGAGUCCCAGACAUCGCUACCCGAUGUGCUGUGUGUGCUGCAGGUGUGUUUGGAAGGAGAGAUAUCAAGGGCAUCGGCCCUCAAGGGUCUCUCUCAGGGGCAUCAGCCCACGGGAGACCUGCUGCCCUGGACGCUCUCACAGCAAUUUCAAGACUCCGAGUUUCCCUCCCUCUCUGGCGCUCGGGUUGUUCGGAUCGCCGUGCAUCCCGAUCUGAUGCACGCGGGAUACGGAUCCAGAGCCGUUGAUCUGCUGGCCAGGUACUAUGAGGGGCAGUUGACAAGCAUGGGAGAGGAUAGUGAAGAGGAGAGCGAGGAGGAAGAGGAAGGCGGGAAGCGGCACUCUAAGGCUGUCCAAGAAGCUCGGGUGAAUGGAUCGGCAUCAUUGCUGGAAGAGCAGCUAGCGCCGCGGUCAGGCCUGCCACCGCUGCUACAGCCAGUGGGGGAGAGGCGGCAGGAGCAGCUGCACUACGUGGGAGUGUCGUUUGGGCUGGGGCAGCAGCUCUUCAACUUCUGGCGGAGGCAGCAGUUCGUGCCUCUCUACGUCAGGCAAACGCCGAGCGACAUCACAGGAGAGCACACGUGCAUCAUGCUCAAGCCUCUCCGGAACGAUGACUUGGGCCCGGCAGACUCUAAGGAUUCGUGGCUUGGCUCCUUCUCACAAGACUUCCAUCGUCGCUUCCUCUCGCUCCUUGGGUUCUCCUUCCGGCCCCUGCCGCCUGCCCUCUGCCUCAGCAUUCUGGACCCGCAGAUUGAGUUUGCAGAGGCAGAGGCACGGGAGGCAGUGGUGCCGGCAGGGCUGAUGGAAGGGAAGGCGGCGCUGCUGUCGCCGUACGAUAUGAAGCGACUCGAGUCAUACACCAACAACCUGGUUGACUACCACCUGAUCAUGGACCUCAUUCCCCCACUCGCCCGCCUAUACUUCCUCGGUCUCAUCCCUGCAUCGCUCUCCUAUGCCCAAGCGGCCAUUCUGCUCUCCUUCGGUCUGCAGCACCACGAGCUCUCCACCAUUGAGGCGAACCUUCGGCUGCCCGGGACGCAAGUGCUCGCUCUCUUCAACAAGGCCAUCCGGAAGAUCCACAGUGUGCUGUACGCCGCUGCUGCACGCACCAUAGAGGCUGCUCUUCCCCGGAUCAAAGAGGUGGACCUGCGUCCGCACCCCCAGUCAGUGGAUGAGGAUCUCGCAGAGGCAGCAGAUCAGGCCAAGAAGGUGAUCAAAACCCGGCUGGAGGGGGCAGCAGAGCCUGGCACAGCCACCCUGCUGACGUCACUGACACCUGGACAGAUGCAGGAGUUUGCGAUCGACGGCCGAGAUCAGGACUUUGAGGCUGCGAUCGCUGCAGGAGGGGGGAAACUUCCAGGAAGCGGUGUGCUGAGUAUCAAGGCACAGGGAGGAGGAAAGAAGAGGGGUGGUGGUGGGGAUGGGAAUUCGGAUGUUGCUGAGGGGGGGAAGAAGAGGAUGAAGGCCCAGGACCGGCUGUCCAAGCAUGGAAGGAGGACGCAGCAAUGGCGGAUCACUCGUCGCAAUGACGAGGCUUUACGGCCAAGCUGCGCCACUUCCGGUUCUGCAGCCGUUGUCACGUCAGCACUUCCCGUCCCACUUCAAGCCAAGCGCCUCUGGCUGGCUCCUUUCGCGGACGCUCUCAGCGCCCCGCGUGCCGCUUCCGCGCGCCCUUCCAUCUCAGCGGAAGCACUGGCGGGCCGCACGCGUGUGCACGCAGAAGCGCAAGCAGGCGCGGAAGCGGCGGAAGUUCCCUCACCAGAGACCAAGCUAUACGACUAUGUGGUUAUCGGGAGCGGCAUUGCCGGCCUCCGAUUCGCGCUAGGCGUCGCGGCGAAGGGCACUGUAGCGGUGGUGACUAAAGCCGAGCCGCAGGAGGGCAGCACGAACUACGCGCAGGGCGGCGUGAGCGCGGUCCUGGAUCCGCUAGAUUCGAUCGAGAAUCAUAUCUCGGAUACGAUCGUGGCGGGCGCGUAUCUGAACGACGUGGAAGUCGUAGAGGUGGUUUGCCGCGAGGGGCCGGAGCGCGUGCGCGAGCUGAUGCGCAUGGGCGCAAGUUUCGACCGCGGGGACGACGGGCGGUUGCUGCUUGCGCGCGAGGGGGGGCACUCGCACUCGCGGAUCGUGCACGCGGCAGACGUGACCGGGCGGGAGAUUCAGCGCGCGCUGCUGACUGCGGCGCAGAAGACGAAGCGGAUCGACAUGUUCGAACACCACAUGGCGAUCGACCUGCUGACGCGACAGGAGGACGGCGGGCAGAGCACGUGUUACGGCGUAGAGGCACUGGACACGGAGACGGGGCAGAUCAUCCGCUUUAUAGCGGGAUCCACGCUGCUCGCUACAGGCGGGGCAGGCCACGUGUACCCCAACACCACCAACCCCACGGUGGCAACUGGGGACGGUGUGGCUCUGGCUCUGCGUGCAGGCGCUGUCAUCUCCAACAUGGAGUCCAUCCAGUUCCAUCCUACCGCUCUGGCAGACGCGGGUCUGCCCAUCCAGCCCCCGGGACCGCGCCCCAACUCAUUCCUGAUUUCCGAGGCCGUGCGGGGGGCAGGCGGGCUGCGGUACAACCAGGCAGGGGAGCGCUUCAUGUUGCACUAUGACCCGCGGGCUGAACUCACUCCCCUCUCUCUCAUCUCCCCUUUCCCAUCUCCCCUUUCCCAUCUCUCCUUUCCCAUCUCCCCUUUCCCAUCUCUCCUUUCCCAUCUCCCCUUUCCCAUCUCCCCUUUCCCAUCUCCCCUUUCCCAUCUCUCCUUUCCCAUCUCCUCUUUCCCAUCUCCCCUUUCCCAUCUCCCCUUUCCCAUCUCCCCUCUCCCAUCUCCCCUUUCCCAUCUCUCCUUUCUCAUCUCCCCUUUCCCAUCUCCCCUUUCCCAUCUCCCCUUUCCCAUCUCUCCUUUCUCAUCUCCCCUUUCCCCCUCUCUCAGGUUCAUCCAGUUCCAUCCCACGGCUCUAGCCGAUGCCGGUCUGCCCAUCCAGCCGCCCGGCCCACGUCCCAACUCCUUCCUCAUUUCCGAAGCCGUGCGGGGAGCAGGCGGGCUGCUGUACAACCAAGCAGGAGAACGCUUCAUGCUUCACUACGAUCCGCGGGCAGAGCUCGCCCCCCGGGACGUGGUCGCCCGAUCGAUUGACGACCAGCUGAAGCGUCGCGGCGAUCUGUUCGUCUAUCUCGACAUCAGCCACAAACCGACGGACGAGAUCCUCCGGCACUUCCCGAACAUCGCGGCCGAGUGCAAGCGGUGGGGGGUGGAUAUCACUAAGGAUCCGAUCCCUGUGGUUCCCGCCGCGCAUUACAUGUGCGGGGGGGUCCAGACGGGGCUGUUUGGGGAGACUUCGAUCCGAGGGUUGUGGGCGGCGGGAGAAGUGGCGUGCACGGGGCUGCAUGGGGCGAACCGCCUGGCGUCGAAUUCGCUGCUGGAAGCACUGGUGUUUGCGCAGAGAGCAGUAGAGCCGGCGAUUGCACAUGCUGUGGCAGCUGCACCGCUGAACCACGUGCUUGCAGGGUUGCCUGCUGGGAGGGAUAUGGACGGGGCAAUGUGGGGGGGAGAGGAGUGGGAGGGGGAGGGGGAAGGGGAGGGGGAAGAGGUGAAGGUGGUGGGGUUGAGCAGGGGGGAUUCAGGAGCGGUUGCUGCUGCUGGAGUGACUGCGAAGUACAGGGAGCAGCUCAAGGCUAUCAUGUGGCGCUACGUGGGAAUUGUCCGAUCCACCGACCGCCUCCGAAUAGCCCAGAGGGAGAUUGACACGCUGGCGUCCACCUGGCGCGCCGACCUCGAGACCAACGUGCUGCUGCCACGUGGCGCCGUCUCGAUGGAGACGUGCGAGAUGGAGAAUCUGAUCAACGUCGCGUCGCUCGUUGUGCAUAGCGCCCUGAGGAGGAGAGAGAGCCGGGGAUUGCAUUUCACCACGGAUUUUCCGGGGCAGUCGGAAUCGGCUAGUCUGCAUACAGUGUUGGUGGCAGGGUGUUUAGAUGAGGAGGAAGACGAGUGGGAGGAGGGUGGAAGGGAGAGGGAGAGUGAUAAUGAUGGGGCAAGUGAUUUGGAGGCGAGGUUCGGGGCCACGGAGAGGCUCGGGUGGACUACGUGGUGGAGGCAAUCCGGGCCUGUGGUUCGGCAGACAGGUUCGGGAGCGGGGCAGGCUCGGCCAGUGCAGAGGAGAGCGGGUGGUGCUAGAAGGAGACAGGGAGGUCCGCUGCGAAUGCAAGCGAAGCCAACUCUAAAAGGGAAGCCAGAACGUUUGGAGAGCCAGCCUCCACCUCAAUAA